Procambarus clarkii (red swamp crayfish) is the source of this 4467-nucleotide messenger RNA. RefSeq lists its product as uncharacterized. The record is from RefSeq and is a predicted model, not a curated record. Lineage: Eukaryota; Metazoa; Arthropoda; Malacostraca; Decapoda; Cambaridae.
CAGUGGCCUGGGAGUGGCCGGCGAGGCAGGACGGUGGCGGCGGCACGCGCGCCUCUCACAUGUCUCCUCUUGUGGCGGCCUGUGGAGCCUGUUAGGGCUACUGUAGAGCCUGUUAGGCCUCCUGUGAUCCUGUUAAGCCUACUGUGGGUGCUCCCCUUGCCCCCCAUCACCUGUUAAGCCAACGGCUCAAUAUUUUCCUAUACAGAGACGUACAUAAACCCUCUUGUGUUCCUGAUGGCAUCUACAUGACCUGCAUAUCACAUUAGUCAUCCCAUUCCCAGAAGUCAUGGCAACUCAAUUGCCACUAAGAAUGCCAGAUAAGAUCUCUGAAGAUGAGAAGAACAGUUUCCGACUGAUCAAGAUGUCGCAGUGCACAGCACGAAAUGUUAUGUACACUAUUUUCCAAUGGGGAACCAUGCAGUCCCCUGGCCAGACACUUGAAGAUUAUCUACUGAACACAAAAGGCUUGACUAAAGUCAGAUACAGAAGUAUUUUUGAUAUCUCUCAAAGGCAGAAAAUGACAUCAAAGGCCAUGGAAAGUACAUUUGAUAUCACUCAUUUGUUUAAGGCCAUAUGCCAUGCAUGCGAUAAGAUUAAUUUAACAAAUAGUGAAAAAAUGAAGCAAAAGAAUAGUUUAGAAAAUUUGGUGGUUUCCAUAAAAAAUUUCAGGAAUGAAAUUAGCCAUUGUAUAUUGGGAAUAACAAAAGAAAAAAUGCUGGAAGAGACCGAUAAACUUUUAGACUUGCUUGAGACAGCAUUAAACGUUGCAGGAGUUAUUUAUACUAGAGACCCAAGCGAGACGUCCAAGAAGGUCGAUGAAGUGAGGGAAGACAUCAAAAAUAUACGAGACCAAGCACUAGCACAGUCAGAUAUACAACAGUAUGAAAAUGAUUUGCUAAAUGAGAAACUGAAAAUGAAGCUAAAGGAAGAAGGCUCAAAAGAACUAAAGAAAAGAUAUGAAAAUUGGUCACUCAUUAACCCUGUAUCUUUCCUUGAAGGACAAAGAAUGAUCAUGAAAGUCAGCACAGUGUUCACUCAGAUUGAAGUUGAGACUGCUAGAGACAAGGCGAAAGGUUCUAUUGUUUCUUAUGAAAAUAUUCUUGAAUUAUGUAGGUAUAAUCCUUCAACCGAAAGCUGGAACCUAAAUAAUGCCCCUGAAAUAUUCCUCAUAGAAGGACCAGCAGGGGCUGGGAAAACUACAUUAGCAAAACUAAUAAAAUCUGAGUGGUCUUCAGGAAGUAGUUCCAUCAAAGGGCUUUAUAACUAUGAUUUGCUUCUUUACAUGGAGUGCCGCAGUUUCUCUCUAUCCUCAUUUUCUCAGCUCUUGAAUCACUUGCUUCCUGUGACAAAUGCCAGAUACUUCAAGGAGGGAGACCUCCAAAAAUAUGUAAUGGACCUUAAAACAUUGGUGAUUGUGGAUGGUCUUGAUGAGCUCAAUGAGUCAUCAGAGAAGCUCUUCAUGGACAUACUAAACCAAAGAUUAUAUAAUUUUGUUGUGAUAUGCACAUCACGUUCAGAAAAAGUGCCUUACUUUGAAACACACGUUCCUCCGGAGUACUGCAUUGCACAUCUGAAGAUAAUUGGAAUUGCCGAGAACAAACGUGAAGAGUUCAUACGAAAAUAUCACGAUGAAAUGCUCAGACAAAGGCUAAGUACACGAAAUACAGAAGACAUUAUUGCAUAUGUAAAAAAGUCAAAGGCUUGCUUUCAUAACCACUUCAGACUUCCCUUAAACUUGGUAGUUCUGGUGUGGCUCUGGGCUGAUGACCCAGUACAACUAAAUUUAGUAACAACUGCUAGUGAGCUAUAUAUUGAAACACACAACUUAAUGAAGAAGAAGCUCAUUGAACGGUUAGCACGUAAUGAAUUGACAUCGCGGGUAGUUACUGAGGAAUUACACAAGAAGGUGGAGCUUUUCUUGAGCAGCAUGUAUCAUGAAGCACUAGUUGCCUUGAGGUGGGACUCUAACGAGAAAUUUUUGCCAGAGUCUCUGACCCGAAUAAGAGCCACCUGUAUUGCAAACAAUCUACAUUUAACGGAAACACUGUCUGCCUUUCUUGUGGUGAAGAUUGUACAUGGUAAAGAACAAGCUAGUGUCCCUCAUAAGUUUCUUCAUGAGUUUUAUGCAUCACUUUGGAUUGUGCAAAAUUUGUUUGAUAAGAAUACAAUAAGAGAGAAUGAUGCAUUCUUACAAAAACUUGCCAGCUUACUUGAAGAACAAAAAGCUGGAUCUGCUGUACAACAGAAUAUUCUUAGUGAUGCUAUGCAAAGAUUAGGUCAAACAAUUACACCUCAGAAACCUGGUGCUAUCCAAGCCAUUUUUAAAGAUCUGCACAGUGAUAAUCCUACCUCACUCAGCAUGUCCAAAUACCGAAAUGUGUUGCUGCAGGUGGCUGGUGUGUUAUACACACAAUAUAGUGCAAAGAUUGAAGAGUGUACUGGCCAAGACAUUGUCCAACUCUUACAUGAAUCAGGACUGGGAAAUACUGAUGAUAAUGAGUGGUUUGAGCUAUUUGAACUUGUCAAGAAUGACUGUGUCAUAAUUAAGUAUGCAUCUAAACAUAUUUGUGAUAGUAUAACAAUUACUGACUGUCGGGUAGAAGCCUCACUUAAGCUGCUUGGAGAGACCAAGCCAAAAGAAAUUAGGGUUUUCAUCGACAGCAAUCAACGUAACAUUGCACAAUUUCCAGAUCUUCUUGAAAUGAUAGCAGAAUGCAGGUGCCAAGUUAAUCUGUACUUCCAGUAUGACUUCCAACACUCUGCAACAUCAGCUUCAAAUGACCAAGAAUUGAAAACAUUAGUUCAAAAGUGUAAAGUGUGGGAGUUUCUUGGGUGCUUGAGUGGAGAAGCCUUGUCCUUGCUGCCUAACACCAUCACCUUCCUAAACUUAACCAUUACAAGUGAUAAUCAUGCAGCUUGUCUUAUGCCUCAGCUGACUAUCACUGUACCUCGACUGCCACUACUGGCGGGCCUAUGUUUUCAUAUCAGGUGUGGAGUGUCUGCAACGUUCCUGACCCAGGUGCCUGCUUCCUGCAUGCUGCUCUGGCUCCUGCUCACGGAUAUAGAUGACAGCAGUCUAACCAGAGCUUGUGAUAUAGCAUCCAAACUACUCCCUAUUGAUUCUAUGUAUAUGGAUAUCAGGUUCCCACGAGCUCGUGUGACAGCAGCAGGAUGGGGGCAGCUUCUUCAGGGUUUUAAAAAGCGUGGAGUGAUUGUAGGUCACAUUACGAUACCAGAGGAUGCCGUUUUCCACGAAGAAGAGUACCAACUGCUCAGGGACACUGCUCAUGCAGAACUGCGAUCUGAUUUUCGGAAGUACAGCAAUGAUAGGAUGUGGGAACCAAUGUUGCACAGCAUGUAGCUCACCUCACAAGAUGAUCCAGGACUUGUUUGAUAGUCUGGAGUAACAUUUGAGCCAGAUCUCGCACAGUGAGUCAGGAUGCUCUCACUACAGAUGACUGUACCUGGUGGUACAGGUACAGUCGUGUCGAAGCCAAGGGUCAUGAUCGAGAUGGUGGACAUGAUUGCCAAACCAUUACCAGUGUCAUUGGUUUAGCUCUGACAUUUUGUACAAAUGAUUGAUUGUAGAUAGUACUUAUCUUCUUUAUUAUAUAAAGAAGAUUUAUUUUUGAAUGAAAGGUAAUUGAAUUAUUUUUUAAUUGAAAGUACAGUAUAAUUUAAUGUGUGUGUAACCUCAGUCUUCAUGAAAGGAAGAAUAUGGUAGACUAAUUAGCUUAUUGCAAUAUGUGUACUGUAAUAAUAAUAAUAAUAAUAAUGUUGUACAGUAAAGUGAAGCAUGUUUAAUGUGACUUUGUCAAGACUGCAAGUCGAUCAGAAAGUAGAUAAUGCAUUUACACAGCACUACUCUUAACACUUUUGUAAUACACAAGUUUUUAAUAAUUUACUUAUAACAUUGUGUGUUUUGUCUUAGUGUGUCUUAGUGUCUGCACAUUUGGUAAUGUAUAGUAUUGCAGGAGAAAGUGUAGACUUGCCGUUGAUCUCUUCAUGGUAUAUAUCUGAAAUAUAGCACCUGGUGUGUAAUUUUUAUCUGUACAAGGUAAUGCCGUCCUCAUUCUGUGUUUAAGGUGAUGUGACAUUAUACUGUAUUUUUGCUCCUUUAUAAUAAAUUUCUCAGUUGAGUUGAUGCCAGGGCAAAUGACCAUAACUUCCAUAUACAGUAUACAGUUUUGAGUAUCAGUGGGAUGAAGGUUAGUUGCAAUUUUUCGGUAUAAUACUGUAUAUCAUUUUAUUUUAACUGUAAUAUUAUUGAAUAAUAUAUACAGUACAGUUUUAGCAAUAGAAUUUAAAUCUCUUAUUAGAUAAUUAUUUGCCACUGAAUAACUAUUUGUCAACUAUAUGCCCAGGGCCAGACCUUCAUAAUACAGUACUCUAUAUGUAAUAAUAACCUCAGUUGUUUACUGAUUAAUGAAUUCAAGAAAUAGAUAAAUAAAGAUGCCCCCCUUUUCA